CACAAUAGUGUCCCUAAAUUGAUUGCACACCUAUAUUCAAGUCUUUCCAUGGAGAAGGUACAAGUUUUCAUCGUCGGAGCGGGUCCUUCUGGGCUUGCCACAGCAGCAUGCCUAAGCAAACUCUCUAUACCAUAUAUCAUCGCUGAGCGUGAAGAUUGUAUUAUGUCAUUAUGGCAGAAAUACACAUAUGAUCGCCUCAAGCUCCACAUCGCCAAAGAGUUUUGUGAGCUACCCCACAUGGCAUACCCAACUGAUUCGCCGACGUACCUUCCCAAAGACCAGUUUUUAAGGUAUAUGGAGGAUUAUGUCAAGCACUUCAAUAUAUCCCCGAAGUUUAACACUUCAGUUGAGUCAUGCAUGUACGAUGAGGUGAGGAAAUGUUGGGUUGUCACGACACAUAACAAGGUGGAUGGCCCAACUAUGUAUGCAUCCAACUUCUUGGUUGUAGCAACAGGUGAAAAUAGUAUGGGAUAUGUUCCAGAGAUCGUUGGCCUACAAAGCUUUCCUAGUGAAACAAUCCACUCAUCAAGUUACAAGUCCGGAAAUGAUUAUGUUGGGAAAAGCGUGCUUGUUGUUGGAUGUGGGAACUCUGGCUUUGAGAUUGCCCAUGAUCUUGCAGUGCAUGGAGCUAACACUUCCAUCAUUAUCCGUAGUCCGUUGCAUGUUAUGACAAAGGAGUUGAUCCACCUGGGCAUGGUGCUCUCAACGUGGCACCUUCCACUGAAGCUUGUAGAUCUUAUUCUUAUGAUCGUCGCAUAUAUCUUAUUAGGUGAUUUAUCAAAGUAUGGAAUUGUGAGGCCUAAUAUUGGUCCACUCACCCUAAAAGCAAAAACUGGUCGGUCUGCUGUCAUAGACACUGGCACCACUAAGCUAAUAAAAAAAGGUGAUAUCAAGGUAUUCGGUCCAAUAUCAUGCAUUCGAGGAAAUCUCAUAGAGUUUGCAGAUGGGAAUGAGAGGUACUAUGACGCUAUUGUGUUUGCCACAGGUUACAAAAGCACCGCCAAUAUAUGGCUCAAGAACGACAUGGGUAUGCUAAAUAGUGAUGGCAUACCCAAAAAAGACUUCCCCAACCACUGGAAAGGUGCAAAUGGACUCUACAAUGUCGGAUUUGCAAGGAGGGGAUUGGCUGGUAUUGCACAUGAUGCCAAUAUUGUUGCAAGUGACAUCCAUACCAACAUAGAAAUGACAUAUUUUAAUUAGACUCUCCUAGUACUUUAUCACAUUUUCUAGAUCAUUCAUCCUAAAAAUGAUCUCCGAAAAUGUCAUAGCUUGGUUUGUUGUUAAGUAUUUAUUUUUGUGAAGUUGAUUUUAU
This is a messenger RNA of Triticum aestivum (bread wheat), 1312 nucleotides long. RefSeq names its product probable indole-3-pyruvate monooxygenase YUCCA11. The transcript is spliced from 4 exons. NCBI's taxonomy places the organism in Eukaryota, Viridiplantae, Streptophyta, Magnoliopsida, Poales, Poaceae. The coding region runs from base 49 to 1200 and encodes 383 amino acids. The record is from RefSeq and is a predicted model, not a curated record. Gene Ontology annotation, molecular function: monooxygenase activity; NADP binding; flavin adenine dinucleotide binding.